GCUAUUCCUUUUCCAUGAACAGCAAAUAUGCUUUAGUGAAUUUGGAUCACGUGACUAAUUUGCUGCUGCUGCAUGCUGCGUAUGAAAAGGCACCUUAUGGGUUAUACUGUGUACGGAACUACGGAAGCCGCCUCUACCUAUCCACGUUAUGUCUAUGGACACGCUCUCGGUUGUUUGAGGUUAGUGUCGUCCGCGACAGUGCAGUUUACGCCGAAAAUUGGGAGACUUUUCCAUCGAAAAUGGUCGAGGCGAUGCGUCAAACCGUGACUGGAAUGCUCAAAGGCAUCGAAAGAUACAAUCCAGACAACCUCGCGACUCUAGAGAAGUAUGUGGAAGUACAGUCGAGGGAGAACGCGUACGAUCUGGAGGCAAACUUGGCCGUGUUGAAGCUCUACCAGCUAAACCCGCACCGAUUCAACAUGGAUAUCACGUGUCAGAUACUGCUCAAGGCACUGACCAAUCUACCGCACACCGAUUUCGUGCUGUGCAAGUGUUUGCUCAGCGAAAAACUUAUGUCGGAGAGUCCCAUUAGUCAAAUCAUGUAUCUGGGAGAUAUCCUGGAGCGAUGUGACUUUCAGCACUUUUGGGACAGGGUUAUGUCCAUGUCGGAGCUCUGCGACAGGAUCGUAGGCUUCCAGGAUUCGAUAAGGAAGUUCGUGUGUCACGUAGUAGGAAUCACGUUUCAAACGAUAGAGAGGGGACUCCUGGCGCAACUGCUCGGUGGCGUGGACGGUAUAAUAUAUCAAUCUAUCACUUUAUUACACUUCAGUGUACAUGCCAAGAAGUGGGACUUGGUUUACAAUUAUCACCUUACCUCGUUCGCACUUUUAUUAUCCCCCCAUACAUUAGAUCGCAUACACUCGCUAAUUUCAACAUACUCUUCUACUUCUACUGCCUUAUCUAGUCCUAAUCCUGUCCCUUAAGGCCUGUGUCCACGAUGCUAGAACUUGGUCCAAGU
This is a messenger RNA of Vollenhovia emeryi, 958 nucleotides long. RefSeq names its product eukaryotic translation initiation factor 3 subunit K (gene eIF3k). The transcript is spliced from 3 exons. Gene Ontology annotation, biological process: regulation of translational initiation. The record is from RefSeq and is a predicted model, not a curated record. NCBI's taxonomy places the organism in Eukaryota, Metazoa, Arthropoda, Insecta, Hymenoptera, Formicidae. Gene Ontology annotation, cellular component: eukaryotic translation initiation factor 3 complex; cytoplasm. Gene Ontology annotation, molecular function: ribosome binding; translation initiation factor activity. Bases 15 to 923 code for a protein of 302 amino acids.